UGAUAUAGUUCGAGAAAUGGAUUCAAGAUUCAUCCAUUCCAUUCCUUCCUUGAGGUGUAAUGGUAAGAGUGAAAAUGAAAAGUAUAGUGACGAUGAAGAGAGAAAGAGUGAGUACACUUUUGUGAGUGCUCUAAGUAUGAAUGGAGGAGAUGGAGACAAUAGUUACUCCACCAAUUCUCUUCUUCAGAGAAGAGUUUUAUCAAUGACCAAACCCAUCUUGGUUAAAAACACCAAGGAAAUGUUGACAAACUUGGAUUUUCCUAAAUACAUUAAAGUAGCCGAUUUGGGAUGUUCUUCGGGGCAAAACACAUUCUUGGUAAUGGCAGACAUCGUUAACACAAUCAAUGCGUUAUGUCAAGAAUGUAACCAAAACCGACCAGAGAUAGAUUGUUGUCUUAAUGAUCUCCCGUGUAACGACUUCAACACAACUUUCAAGCUCAUAACUUUCUUCAACCAGAAGCUAGCAAGCGAAGGAUCGUGCUUCGUCUCUGGAGUCCCUGGUUCCUUUUACUCAAGUCUCUUCCCUCGCAAGAGUCUCCAUUUCAUUCAUUCAAAUUACAGUCUUCAUUACCUCUCUAAGGUUCCGGACGGAUUGGAGAAGAACAAGAUGAGUGUGUACAUAACAAGUUCAAGUCCUCUAAGUGAAUACGAGGCUUACUUGAAUCAAUUCCAAAGAGACUUUACGACAUUUCUAAGAAUGCGCUCUGAAGAGAUGGUAUCCAAAGGACGCAUGGUUCUCACAUUAAUCGGAAGAAACACUAUUGAUGAUCCAUUGUAUAGAGAUUGCUGUCAUUGGUCAACAUUGCUAUCCAUUUCUCUCCGUGACCUAGUCUUCGAGGGUAUAGUGAGUGCAGCAAAGGUCAAUUCGUUUAGCUUGCCGUUUUAUGAUCCGAACGAAGAAGAAGUGAAGGAGAUUAUUAGAAACGAGGGAUCAUUCCAAAUAAACGACUUGGAGACACAUGUAUUUGAUCUCGCUCAUUGCAACGAAGAUUGUAGCUUGCAAACACAUAGAGCUAAACCAGGGGAAAAAGUAGCUAACUGCAUAAGAGCACUGAUUGAGACGAUGCUUGUAGCUCACUUUGGAGAUGCCUUUGAUAUCGAUACAUUGUUUGAAAGAUAUGCACAUCAUGUGUCUCAGCAUACUAGCUGCAAGAACAAAACAUCUGUCAGUCUAGUCGUCACAUUGAUUCGGAAAUAACUUUCUUUAUGUAACAUGUACUAAGUUUAAGAUAACAAAUGAAAACGUCUUAAAUAAAAAAAUGACGUUUUGAUAUAAUUUAAACGAUCUAUACACAGAGAAAGCGGUUAUUGGAUGAAAGAUAUGCACAUCAUGUGUCUCUUUUUGUGUGCUA
This is a messenger RNA of Eutrema salsugineum, 1352 nucleotides long. Its product is annotated as salicylate/benzoate carboxyl methyltransferase. The record is from RefSeq and is a predicted model, not a curated record. Gene Ontology annotation, biological process: methylation. The transcript is spliced from 5 exons. The coding region runs from base 17 to 1198 and encodes 393 amino acids. Gene Ontology annotation, molecular function: S-adenosylmethionine-dependent methyltransferase activity. Lineage: Eukaryota; Viridiplantae; Streptophyta; Magnoliopsida; Brassicales; Brassicaceae.